Hemibagrus wyckioides is the source of this 3558-nucleotide messenger RNA. RefSeq names its product family with sequence similarity 222 member Aa (gene fam222aa). The transcript is spliced from 3 exons. The record is from RefSeq and is a predicted model, not a curated record. NCBI's taxonomy places the organism in Eukaryota, Metazoa, Chordata, Actinopteri, Siluriformes, Bagridae. Bases 483 to 1961 code for a protein of 492 amino acids.
GGUCUCGUUGUCAGUCCGGUGGAGCGGCUCGAGCGGAGCAGAGCUGCUGAGUAGAGAAGCGGCGCGCGCGCGCUCUCACACACCCGGUACUCCCGUUACACUAACCGAGGAUUAUAACCGACACACACAUCCGGAGUACAAACCCCGCUUCAGGCACGAGACAGGAAAUUACCCCCGGACAGAAAGGAAUAAGAAGCAGCCUCGAGACGGAUUAUUUAUUACACUUUAUUAACGGAAUGACGGAGUGUUAAAGCCCCUGCGUCCGCACGCGACUGUGAGUGUGCGCGAGCGACAGUGUGUGUAUAUAUGUUUGUGCGCACGAGAGUGUGUGUGAGGUGAGGUCGCGCGCUCGGAUCUGUAUGGAGGUCUAGAGAAGCGGUUUAUGGUCAUCCUGGGUGCCUCUGGAGUGCGACUGGAAGAGUGCACACCUGUGUGUGUGUGUGUGUGUGUGUGUGUGUGUGUGUGUGUGUGAGUGAGCCGCCAUGCUGGCGUGUCUGCAGCCGAGUCUCAAUGCCACCCACAGCUCCAAGAGCCUGGACACUCCCAGUCUUCAUAAACGUGAAGUCAGCAUGGCUGUCCACUCUCCACGCUACCCGAGCACAGCAGAACUGGAUGCCUACGCCCAGAAGACAGCCAACAGCCCGCUGUCCAUUAAAAUAUUUCCUACCAACAUCAGGGUCCCACAGCACAAGCAUCUUAACCGCACAGUGAAUGGCUACGACACGACGGGUCAACGCUACAGUCCAUACCUCCAACCAGGUGCCUAUCAGGGUCUUCUGGCCAUAGUCAAAGUUUCUUCUUCAUCUUCUUCAUCUUCUUCUGCGCCGUCGUCAUCAUCAUUUGUUGCUUCUGCAAAGGCUGUGGUGAAGAACGCAGAGGGCCGAAGGUCCAAGGUCUCUCCUGCCCACUUAGCAGUGGCUCCCUACCAAGUGGGCUUCAACACAGCACCUCCAAAACCCCCUGAGACUACAGCUCUUACUGUGCCACCCAACGUGACUGUCGCCGGGUCUGUCAUCCCUCUAGCAGGGACGAGGGGCCUCAACCUGUCCUCUCAGUCAAACCUCCCAUCAAUCCAGAGCAUCAUCUACCAGAUCAACCAGCACUGCCAAGCCCAGGCUCUCCAGCAAGUCUCCACCGUUCCCACCAACCCAAACUCCAAUCUCAGCCCCUGCAAGCAAGGCACCACCGCACUCGGGGUUUCGUCCAUCUCAGGAGGAAGUUACACAGCAAACCUGGCACCGCAAGGCAACGUGGGAUACUCCGGCACGGUACUAGCAGGACAAAACGGGGACACGGCAAAGGUGGCUGCAUAUUCUGAGAGUUUGGAUUACAUCCUGUGGCAGAAGCAGCAGCAGCAGGCCAUUUUGAGGAUGUACAGCAGCGGAAGCGGUGGAAGUGGUGCGAUCAGCAAGUCGCCAGAAUCCUGUGGUCCGAGCGUCCUAGUGGGUGGAUCCCAGGCACCGUGUUCCUCCAGGACGUUCCCGUUAAUGACGAGCGUGAGUGGAGGAGGUGGUCUUGACAAACCGAGCUCCUCACCACUGAACUGUGCAGCCAUGCAGGGGAAUUUCGCUUUGGGGCAGUAUUUUGCCCCACCGUGGAACAGUGUCCUGGUCACCCCAGAAAGUGACUGCUACAACCCUCAGGAGUUGCCACCAGGGACAACAACCAUCGGGCAGAAGGAGCUGAGCUUCCUGCCUCAUCAUCACAACCUUCAUCAUCACUACCACCAUCAUCACCAGCACGCGGACGGCUCGGGGGGAAUCUGCUGCGGUUUGCCGAGUAAAAGCUUGUGCAAUACCUCGGUUCUCAGCAGCAGCCUGCAGUCGCUGGAAUAUCUGAUCAAUGACAUCCACCCUCCGUGUAUUAAAGAGCAGAUGCUGGGGAAAGGCUACGAAACCAUCUCAGUUCCACGACUCCUGGAUCAUCAGCAUGCACACAUUCGACUUCCUGUUUACAGAUAGAAGCGCCGCUCCUCCAGAACUUUCCGAUCCCUGUGGAGAUUUGGGGUCAGUUCCUGGGAUGUGAUCUGGAAGCUUCUGGCUGAAAAACUGGGAGGAAAAUGGAAAAGCCGGAGGUCCUGCUUGAGGAUUUUUUUAGUUUUUUUUUUGCCAACAGGGAUUUUUUUUUUCCUUUUAUUUUUCUGAUUUUAUUUUCUUCCCCAUGUUUUCUGUUCGGACAGAAUUCCGUAGGUGAUAAAAAUCCCGUUAUAUCCAAGCAGGAAAUGACUUUCCGCGCUCAGCCGAGUGUCGAGUCGAGGGAGAAGAUUUCAGCUACAAAAUGUAAACACACACUUCUAGAACGUCACGAAGGAAAGUGUUCUGUAAGGAUGCUAGAUUAUAUGACUGGAAAAUGAUAAUUGUAAGAGUAAUUAAGGCUAGAAUUGAAAAUUGCACUGCUUUGGAAAAUCGGAAAAAAGAGAUGGAAAAGCUAGUUUGAGUUUAAUGUAUUUAUGAAACUUGAAAACUUGAAUUUUAUUUUUGUGUUGUUUUCUAUAUUUGUAGUAUAAGAUGUUUCGGCUGCUACGGAGAAAGACGUGUCUUAGUUUUUUAAUGGUUAAUGACCUCUUUCUCGGUUUUUGUUCUCUUUGGGUUUUUUUUGUUGUUGGCUAAAAUCUAGUGAGGUCUGAACACUGCUUUAGUUUCACGAGGAACAAACACUGAAGGCUGACCAUCAGCUGACCAUCACACAGCCUGUGUGUGUGUAUGUAGUGAGAAUAAAGAUCACAAGCGAAGGUUUAUUGACACUUUGGUUAGAAUUCUGUGGGGUUUAGUUGUAAGGACGUCUGAUUGUUCCCGUUACUCCGCGACCAACAACUGUUUUUAUUUCAGCCAAAAUGAAUGCAACCUUUCACUAGUUCACAGAUAUUAAUUCAGGAAGAAUCCAUCGAGUCAGUUUGUUUUUAAAUAUUUGUUGCUCCUAGCACACACAGUGUUAACACUCAUCAUCAUCACCAUCAUCAUCUUCAUCACCUCCUAGUUUAAUUUCCGUUCAAUUUCAACUGGUGAGAUAAAGGAGUGUGUGGGAGCGGAGACUGACCGACCCGCAGCAGACGCUCCAGCUUUUAGAGAAUCGGGCUCUUCGCUCUGGUCAGUGUGGAUUCUUGUGGUUCUGCUCACUUCCUGUUGUUAAUUAUUGCUAAUGAGUCACGUAAGAGCUAAUUACUGGAAGCAGGAGAGAAACGCUGAAUCCAACAUUUUAGAAAAAAAAAAAGAUGAAACAAUCAUUUUUUCUUCAAGUCUUGAUUUCUUGCUCUGAUGGAGAGAGUGAAGGUGUGGAGUGCUCUCUCUCUCUCUCUCUCUCUCUCUCUCUCUCUGUCUGUAUUCCAGCUGUGAAAGUCCCUGUGAAUCUGCUGCACUUAUCUGACAGUGUGGACGAAGUCAAAAGCAAAAAAAAGAAAGAGAGAAAAAGAAGAGAAAUUGGAUCGACGCAGCGGCACUCUGUGCUGAAUUAGCUUUUUUUCUCACUCAAGUUUUAUUAGAAAAUUCAAUUCCUAAACUCGAGAGAGAGAGCGAGAGAGAGAGACAGAGAUGGAAAGAGACACAGAGAGAGAGAGAGACA